AUGGCUCAGAAUUCCUCAGACGACACACUCUCCCAUCUCACUCGCCUCAGCCAAAAGCCUGGCGUCCAAAGCACCCUGAUCCUCUCGCGAGAGACCGGCGCCAUUGUUCGCACUUCCGGGCUGAUAUCGAAGAGCUCCUCGGCCAAUCCUAACAGCACCCUCCCUGCUUCAGGCGAAACAGCGAGCGAUAGCUAUACCAACGGCAGGAAAGAGAGUGGCAUACACAGCGCAGAGGAUGUCGCCAGUCUGGUCUGGUCGUUCCUCAAGGCCGCAGGCAGUUUGGUAGACGAGCUGGACAACGACGAUGAGGUCAAGCUGCUGAGAUUACGCACCAAGAAGAAUGAGCUUGUCAUAGUGCCUGGUAUGAGCAGGAGCCACAAUGGUUCGGGGUACCCCGCUAAUUGA
Parastagonospora nodorum SN15 is the source of this 405-nucleotide messenger RNA. RefSeq lists its product as hypothetical. Gene Ontology annotation, biological process: microtubule-based movement. NCBI's taxonomy places the organism in Eukaryota, Fungi, Ascomycota, Dothideomycetes, Pleosporales, Phaeosphaeriaceae. Gene Ontology annotation, molecular function: dynein intermediate chain binding. Bases 1 to 405 code for a protein of 134 amino acids. The record is from RefSeq and is a predicted model, not a curated record. Gene Ontology annotation, cellular component: cytoplasm; cytoplasmic dynein complex. The transcript is spliced from 2 exons.